GUAAAAAUUAUCUUGGAAACGUGAGCUUACUGUAGUGGUCACCACUUCGGAGCUCCAUCGGCUCUCUGUUCUUAUCCUCUUGGAGAGUUCCACAAGUUUUCUCUUCCUUCUCCACUCAGUUCUUUCUGCUCCGGUUAGGUCCAUUCAGAGCUUUGCAGCUUGUGCCUAACAUCCGUAAAGAAGGGAUGAAGCACCGGUGAGAGAAAAACAGAGGGCGAGAGUGUCGCUGGAAGGAGGAGAGGAGAUGGCAAAGGGGUUCAGGAAUCUGAACCGUGCAAAGCCUCAAAACUAUGGGAUUGGAUUGCUUGCAGUGGUCGGUCUGGUGGCGCUGACCUACGUCACGAUGUCGAGGACUACUGGAAUGCGCUUCUCUGUCGGUGGAGCAGGUGAAUUUGUGAAGGCUGAGAAGAGGCCAAUGUGUGAUCUAUCGAACAGGAAAUCCGACAUCUGUGAAGCGGACGGCGAUGUCAGAAUCAUCGGCAAGGAUACCCGGUUGGUGUAUGUCGCCCCUCCUGGAUCCGUGGAUGCCCAAGGAGGCGAAUCAUGGACGAUCAAGCCUUACGCUCGCAAAUGGGAUCCCGGAUCCGGCGCCCGUGUUCGGGAGGUGACCUUGAAACUAGUCCAUGGCCACGGAGAAGACAGGCGCUGCUCCGUCAACCACACCGUCCCCGCCAUGGUUUUCGCAGUUGGUGGAUGGACCGGCAACUACUUCCACGACUUCGUCGACGUCCUCGUCCCUCUGUUUGAGACCGCCCACCCUUUCGGCGGGGAGGUCCAGUUUCUCAUCGCCAAUAUGUAUCCGCCAUGGAUGGACAAGUACCGACCGUUCUUCCGGAAGCUGUCGCGGUAUGAGAUCAUCGAGUACGACAACGACGACACUGUCCGUUGCUUCAGGCAUGUGACUCUGGGUCUGAGGUGCACCAGCGCCGAGGACUUCCAGAUGGAGCCCUCCAAGUCUCCGCACGGGUACACCAUGUUCGACUUCGCAAAGUUCACCAGAAGCGUUUUCUCGCUCGAGAGAUCCCACCCGUUGAGGGUGGGCGAGCAGACCGACAAGAAGCCGAGACUGAUGAUCAUAACCAGGGCCCAAACAAGACGAUUCAUGAACGUGGAGGAGAUCGUUCGGAUGGCGGAAGAGGUGGGCUAUGAGGUGGUGGUGGCCGAGGGAGAUCCUGAUAUCUCCAAGUUCUCGAGGAUCGUGAACUCGUGCGACGUGCUGAUGGGCGUCCACGGAUCGGCGCUGACAAAUAUGGUGUUCCUUCCCACCAACUCUGUGGUGAUCCAAGUCGUGCCAUGGGGUAAUCUGGACUGGAUCGCCGGCCAUUACUUCAGGGAGCCUUCCAAGCAGAUGAGGCUGAACUACCUGGAAUACAGUAUCAACGAGGAGGAAACCACUCUCACCGCGCUGUACCCAAGAGACCACUCUGUGUUCAAGGAUCCCAUGUCGCUGCACCCUCAGAACGCAGAUUGGGACACCUUCUCCAGGAUCUUCCUCAAAGAACAGAAUGUGAAGCUCGACGUGAGAAGGUUCCGCCCUUUCCUGGAACAUGCCCUUCACAUCCUCAAGGAACAGCCGAGGGAAUGAGAUGGUCGGAGGUUCUGUAUGAAGAAUCAAGCUCUUUUAUUUUCCUUUAUUUCGAAGAAUAGUUGAUGAGUUUACUUACUGUUCCAAGUUAUUCAUUAAAAUUAUCGACAGCAAAUGUGACCGGACAAUGUCUAAAUGCGUUGACUGGACUCCUCAAUGUCCUGUAUCUUCUGCGUUUAUCUUACUUUAGAUGAUUCCAUUGUACUGCAA
Molecule: messenger RNA, 1795 nt
Organism: Musa acuminata AAA Group (dessert banana)
Lineage: Eukaryota; Viridiplantae; Streptophyta; Magnoliopsida; Zingiberales; Musaceae
Product: alpha-1,3-arabinosyltransferase XAT3-like
Exons: 2
Coding region: 245-1585 (446 amino acids)
Molecular function (GO): glycosyltransferase activity
Source: RefSeq, a predicted model, not a curated record